AUGGCUACUUUAAGUUUCUGUAAAGAUUUCCAAAGAGCGGAGCAAGUACUGUGCUAUGCAUCAGAGACCGAUCACAAACUACAGGAGACCUCGGAGGGUCCGGGUCCCGGAGGGGAGAGGGCGGUGCACGUGCCAGGGUGGGGAGAGGGGGCGGGGAAGCCUUACCUUCCCCGAUCGAGUCCCGCCACCGCGCGCCUUCCUCUAGGAACCCGAACCCCUGACCCUCUCAGGACUUCUCAGAAACCCCGGCCACUUCAGCCCGGCUCGACGUGUCCCACGACUGCAGCGGAGGCCGCGGAUUCCCGCCCCCGCCCCGCCCCCGACGCUCGCCGACCAAUCCACGCCCAGAUCCUAAGAGCUCCACCCCUCCUCAGAGGGCUGGCCACGCCUUACGUCACGGGCGCUCACCUUCUCAUUUGCCUUUGCUCCACCUUCUCCAGGGUCCAGUCUCCUCUGGAUCCUACAACCGUGGACGAGUUUGCCCUGCCGGAAAGCAGCUUGCCAGCGCGGCAUUUUACGGCGUCGGCGGUGACAGGCCCUGGGGAAACUUCUGACUCCCUCGCCAGCAGCUGGGCGAAAGCGAACGCGAUGUUCGGCGCCGGCGAUGAGGACGACACGGAUUUUCUUUCGCCCAGUGGCGGUGCCAGAUUGGCCUCUCUUUUUGGAAUGGAUCAGACAACUACAGGCCAUGGAAAUGAAUUCUUCCAGUACACAGCCCCAAAACAGCCUAAGAAAAGCCAGGGAACAGCAGCAACAGGAAACCAGACAACAACAAAACCAACACCAGCUACCACAGGCACUUCCACAGUGCUGGUUGCAACAGCAGUCCAUGCUUACCGCUAUGUAAAUGGUCAAUAUGCAAAGCAGGGCAAAUUUGGUGCUGCUCUCCUGGGGAACCACGCAGCCAGAGAGUAUAGGAUUCUUCUUUAUAUCAGCCAGCAACAACCAGUUACUGUUGCUAAGAUUCAUCUGAACUUUGAGCUGAUGGUUCGUCCCAAUAACUAUAGCACCUUUUAUGAUGACCAGAGGCAGAACUGGUCCAUCAUGUUUGAGUCAGAGAAGGCUGCUGUGGAGUUCCACAAACAGGUUUGCAUUGCCAAGUGUAACAGCACUUCUUCCUUGGAUGCAGUGCUCGCUCAGGACCUCGUUGUGGCAGAGGGCCCUGCAGUUGAAGUUGGAGAUUCUUUGGAAGUAGCCUAUACUGGCUGGCUCCUUCAGAACAAUGCACUGGGCCAGGUUUUUGACUCUACUGUUAAUAAAGAUAAGCCAUUUCGCCUGAAAUUAGGAUCAGGAAAAGUUGUCAAGGGCUGGGAGAAUGGACUGCUGGGCAUGAAAAAAGGAGGAAAGCGGCUACUUAUCAUCCCUCCAACCUAUGCUGCUGGCUCCGAAGGGGUGAUAGGCUGGACACAGUCAGCAGACUCGAUGCUGGUGUUUGAGGUGGAGGUCAGGCGGGUGAAGGUGGCCAGAGAUUCCGGCUCCGAUGGACACAGUGUUAGUUCUCGGGAUUCUGCGGCCCCUUCUCCCAUACCUGGUCCUGACAGCCUCUCUUCUGAGCCUGUUGUGUUGCCACCCACAACAGUACCUUUCAAAUCAGGGGAGCCAGCUCUUCAUACCAAGUCUAACUCCCUCAGUGAACAGCUUACAGUCAAUACAAGUCCUGAUACAGUCAAGGCCAAGUUGAUCUCUCGGAUGGCUAAAAUGGGCCAGCCGAUGCUGCCCAUGCUUCCUCCACAGCUGGAUUCCAGCGAUGCAGAAAGUGAGGAUAUAACUGCUCUGCGAGGAGCUGGGCAACCCCUUGUGACACAAUCCAUUCAGCCUUCUCUUCAGCCAGCCCAUCCAGUGUUACCACAGAUGACCUCACAGGCACCUCAGCCAUCUGUUUCUGGGCUCCAAGCACCCUCUGCUGCCUUACUGCAAGUUGCACCCCUUGAUUCCCACUCAGCUGUAUCUGGAAAUGCCCAGUCCUUUCAGCCCUAUGCAGGUAUGCAAGCCUAUGCAUAUCCUCAGGCAUCCUCAGUUACUUCACAACUGCAGCCUGUUCGGCCCUUGUACCCAGCACCACUGUCCCAGGCUCCCCACUUCCAAGGUUCAGGUGACAUGGUGUCCUUUCUCAUGACUGAAGCUCGGCAGCAUAACACCGAGAUUCGAAUGGCAGUCAGCAAAGUGACUGAUAAAAUGGACCAUCUCAUGACUAAGGUGGAAGAGCUGCAGAAACAUAGUGCUAGCAAUUCCAUGCUGAUUCCCAGCAUGCCAGUCACAAUGGAAACAAGCAUGAUUAUGAGCAACAUCCAGAGAAUCAUCCAGGAAAAUGAAAGAUUGAAGCAAGAGGUCCUUGAGAAGAGCAGUCGGAUAGAAGAACAGAAUGACAAGAUUAGUGAACUAAUUGAACGCAAUCAAAGGUAUGUUGAACAGAGUAACCUGAUGAUGGAGAAGAGGAACAACUCCCUUCAAACAGCCACAGAAAGCACACAGGCAAGAGUAUUGCAUGCUGAACAAGAGAAGGCCAAGGUAACAGAAGAGUUAGCAGCAGCCACGGCACAGGUCUCUCACCUGCAGCUGAAAAUGACUACUCACCAAAAGAAGGAAACAGAGCUGCAGAUGCAGCUGACAGAAAGCUUGAAGGAGACGGAUCUUCUCAGGGGUCAGCUUACCAGAUUGCAGGCAGAGCUCUCAGAGCUCCAAGAAUCCUCUGAACAAGCACAGUCUAAAUUCAAAAGUGAAAAGCAGAGCAGAAGACAGCUGGAACUCAAGGUCACAUCUCUGGAGGAAGAACUGACUGACCUCCUAGCUGAGAAAGAAUCCUUGGAGAAGAACCUGUCAGAGAGGAAAAAGAAAUCAGCUCAAGAGCGCUGCCAGGCUGAGGAGGAAAUGGAGGAGAUUCGCAAGUCACACCAAGAGGAGCUGGACAAACUUCGGCAGCUCUUAAAGAAGGCUCGAGUGUCCACAGACCAAGCAGCUGCAGAACAGCUGUCUCUAGCACAGGCUGAGCUACAGAGCCAGUGGGAAGCAAAGUGCCAACAUCUGUUGGCCUCCGCCAAAGAUGAGCAUCUGCAGCAGUACCAGGAAGUGUGUGCGCAGAGGGAUGCCCAUCAGCAGAAGCUGGCACGCCUUCAGGAAAAGUGCCUAGGCCUGCAGGCUCAAGUCACAGCCCUCACAGCACAGAAUGAAGAGCACAUCCAGGAACUGGAGAGGAACAAGUCCCUGGCUCAUGGAGCCAAAGCUGCUGCUGACCCCUCAGAGAAGGUUAAGAAGAUAAUGAACCAAGUGUUCCAGUCAUUGCGGGGAGAGUUUGACCUGGAGGAGUCUUACGAUGGCAGGACCAUUCUGGGAACCAUUAUGAAUACAAUCAAGAUGGUGACUCUGACGCUGUUGAACCAGCGGGAGCGAGGGGAGCAGGGAGAAAGCGGCAGCGAGGAGGAAGAAGAGCGGCCUCGCAGGCCUUCCCAGGAGCAGCCAGCACCUCCAAGUGGGGAGAGGCAGGAGACUUGCCAGGUGUUGUCAGGGCAGGUAGUAGAGGAGACCACCCCUCUGCCUCCGCAGGCUCUUCCUGAGCCCCAGGAUGAUGCACAGACAAGGAAAGGAGAGCCCUCAGGAGCAGAGGUGCCCUCAGAGCUCGAAGAUGGUUCCCUCCUACCCGAGCUGGCUUGUGUUCCAUCUCACAGAGUCCUGGGGCCCCCAACUUCAGUCCCACCUAAGCCUCCAGGCCCUGGAACUUUGAACUCCGAGUGUGAGGAGACACUUGGUGCUGGCUCUGCAGCAAUGCAGCCUGACAACAUGUUGGGAGAAGUGCAUAUUGGGGAAGAAGCCCCAGAUGGCCUGCAGCAAGGAAGCUCCAGGAGAGUGUCACUGCCUCCAGACCCUGAGAAGGGAGAGCCACCAGCCUUGGGUCCUGAAAGCCCAGGAGAACUUCAGCCUCCAGAGCUCACAGAAGACAAGGGUGCCCCUGGCUCUGCUGGUCCUUGCAAGACACCACCAGACACAGAGGUCUCUUCUGCAGCUGCAGGAGCAGCUCUCAAAGCCGGCCGCCACUCUCAGGGCUGCAGUUUCUCUGAGGAUGAAGAGGAUGAACUGUUUAAAGGGGCAACUCUGAAAGUUUCAAAGCCCAAAUCCCAGCCCGAAGAGGAUGACGACGAUGAGGUGAGCAUGAAGGGACGCCCGCCCCCAACACCCCUUUUUGGAGAUGAUGAUGAUGACGAUGACAUUGACUGGCUGGGAUGAAGACCUAGGAAACGGGUACACAGGUUUCUCUCCCAACUCUUCCCUAAGCAGGAUUUUGCAUAGCCAGCCUUGGGUCUAGAUCCCCAGGAUGAGGUCAAGGUGAACAUUCAAGGACAGUAGCUCACACGUCUGAGUUAGCCACUGUCUGAGCCCCUGCCUGGCCUGGUGAAGAGGAGUGUGGUCCUGUCUUCAGAACUGGUGUUGAGAGCAGCCCUGUGGUCCUGCCUGCGAGUCCCAAUUGGAGGAAGGGCCGAGAGGUUCUCUCCAGCCAGUCACAAGCGAUCUGCACUCCCUCUUAUGUACACCUCAAGACUGACCUUUGAGCCCCACUCCUGUCCUCUCACCUGUACUCCACUAACAAGGCCUGUCACCCAAAGACAGGUCUCCCUGGAGAACUGAGAGAUCAUACCAUCCUGGUUCACUUAGCAGCCUGCCUUGUGGCUCUGGGACAUGUAUCUUUUUUCUCUGCCUUAAAUCAUAUAUAAGAGGUCAAUUAGUACUUGAAAUUAACAAAAUGAAAAUAAAUAUCUAUAAUGAAACAACUCUAGCCCUUGGGAAGAAA
This is a messenger RNA of Jaculus jaculus (lesser Egyptian jerboa), 4780 nucleotides long. RefSeq names its product FKBP prolyl isomerase family member 15 (gene Fkbp15). Gene Ontology annotation, molecular function: peptidyl-prolyl cis-trans isomerase activity. Bases 1 to 4218 code for a protein of 1405 amino acids. The record is from RefSeq and is a predicted model, not a curated record. NCBI's taxonomy places the organism in Eukaryota, Metazoa, Chordata, Mammalia, Rodentia, Dipodidae. Gene Ontology annotation, cellular component: growth cone. The transcript is spliced from 30 exons.